Molecule: messenger RNA, 5749 nt
Organism: Paramisgurnus dabryanus
Lineage: Eukaryota; Metazoa; Chordata; Actinopteri; Cypriniformes; Cobitidae
Source: RefSeq, a predicted model, not a curated record
CAGAUCUCACCCUCAAGCCAUCCAUAUAAUCCCAGCCGCCACAGAGAACCUCACCAGUGCAAAGACCCACAGUUCUGUGAACAGCUCUUGUGUGCCUUAGAUAACUAUUAACACCACCAUGGAGUUUCUGGGUGUCCGACAGCCUUUCACCCAUUUUCAGGAGGAAAAGUAUCAGAUGCUGGAGCUAAACCAACGUCUUGAAUCAUACUUGGGUCGUGUAAAGCUUCUGGAGGAAGAGAACAAACUACUAAAAGAGGAGAUCUACACACUCAAGAAGAGCGCAGAGCCACCGGGCCAACGCAAAGCUCAGGAGGAGGCACUCAUCAAGACCAGGAAGAUGAAGGAAGAAGUCUGGAGAGAGAAAGAUCGUGUGGAGAUGGAGGUGGAGAACCUGAUUGAAGAUAUACAGAUGGUGAACAUUCAGAGGCAGAAAGAAAAGACUGCCCAUGCUGAAGCUCAGAAGCGACUCGCAGACAGCAAAAAAGAGCUAGAAGAGGAGCGGAGAGCUCAGAAUUGGCUUAGGGAGAAGUUUGCCCAGCUUGAGAACGACCUUGUGCUACAGAUGCAAGUCCACCAGGAGAACAUGGAAACUUUGCAGGCCUCUCUGAAACAGACAAAGCAAGUCUUGAUGGCUCCUCAGAUCAUCCAAACUAACAUCAUCCCAGACCUGGGACAGGAGUAUGGCCACAGAGCAGCUCAAGCCUGGAAGGAGGCAACCAGCAAAUAUCAGAGAAAGGUGGAAAAUCUGGAGGAAAGUCUAAACCAGGCAAAGACCAAUAUGGGAAAGCUUCAUCAGGAGAAAAGAGAAAAGCAGUAUCAGAUUCAACAACUGGCUAAGGAACUGGAGAGCAUGAGGAUGAAGAGAGAAAUGCUGGAGAAGCAUGCGGUGCAACAGAGAGAUGAACACAGCGAGGAGCUUCAGCAUCUUCAGGCUCAAGUAGAUGCUCUGGAGAUGGAGAAGGAGACUCUGGGACAGGAGAUUGGCAGCUUGAUGGUGGACAGACAGAACCUGCUGCAGGUUAAGAUGUCUCUUGGACUAGAGUUGGCCACAUACAGAGCUCUACUGGAAAGCGAAGGCAUGAGAAUCAACAAAUCAUCGACAAAUCAGACUCAAUCUACUUUUCAUUUAGAUGCACUCUCAAAGCCCACUGGGACCCACCCGGCCUCAAAGACCUCCAGCCAAUUCAGCAGUAUUGUGUCUACAAGUCACAGAUCAAUCGGCUCCUCUCGAAAACUGCUGACCAAUGUGACUCCGACAUGGACCCUGACUCGAGGGAGUCCACAGAAGAAACCCACCAGCACCUCAGGGACAGACAAGAAAAUGGUUAAUCUUUCAGAGGAGAAAGGUGCCCAGGAGUCUGUGAAUAAUUUCCAUCCAAAGAAAGACCUUCAAGAUAUGACACGUACAGCAACUCCUCCCCAAACCAUGGCAGACAGUGUGACAGAAGAACCAGAAGAUCUUAAGGUUGAGAGUGAGCCAAAAUGCACUGAAAAGGUUGAAUCUAAAACCAAUGAAUCUGUAUUGAUGAGUGUGUUGCCAACUGACCUUACAAGUAGCCUCUCCCAGACUCCUGAAACAGAGAGCUGGGCUGGUCCAUUUACAGAACCUGCAGGGGUUUCAGAAGAAAGCAAAGAUGAAGACACUGAGGUGUCUGUGGAGAUGGCUCUGAUCUCACAUGCACCUAAGGUUGCCUGGGAGGAAAAUAAAACCAUGGGAGAUGAUAAAGAGGACGCUUCUGAGAUGGAUGUAAGAUCAGAGACUAUUAGUGAAAGUCACAUAAUUGGGAAUGCAGAGAGUGACAAUCCAUUAACAUUCAGCCAUGUCAGUAAAAAUACCAAUAUAAUGGUUUCAUCGAUUCAAGAACCUGCAUCUUUAUACACAGUGGAUGGUUUUGGCUACAAGGAAGAAACAAAUGAAGAUCUGAUGAGAGGAGAUGAAAAGGACAAUGUCAGCAAUAUUAGUGAGGAUUUGUCAGAGCCCAUGAACAGUGAAACAGAAGCAGCAAUUGAUUCAAUUAUAGAGUGGAACAGAGAGGAAGACAACGAGGAACAGAACAGGAUAAAAGUAAAAGGCCCUGAUUCUGAAGUUGAGGAAAAGAAUGAGAUAAAAGUAAUUAGCUCUGACUUUGAUGUUGAGGAACAGAAUGAGAUAAAAGUAAUGAGCUCUGACUUCGAGGUUGAGGAACAGAAUGAGACAAAAGUAACAAACCCUGACUUUGAGGUAGAGGAACAGAAUGACAUAAAAGUAAUGAGCUCUGACUUCGAGGUUGAAGAACAGAAUGAGAUAAAAGUAAUGAGCUUUGACUUUGAGGUUGAGGAACAGCAUGAGACAAAAGUAACAAACCCUGAUUUUGGGGUCGAGGAACAGAAUGACAUAAAAGUAAUGAGCUCUGACUUUACUGUUAAAGAAGAGAAUGAGAUAAAAGUAAUGAGCUUUGACUUUGAGGUUGAGGAACAGCAUGAGACAAAAGUAACAAACCCUGACUUUGGGGUCGAGGAACAGAAUGACAUAAAAGUAAUGAGCUCUGACUUUACUGUUAAAGAAGAGAAUGAGAUAAAAGUAAUGAGCUCUGACUUUGAGGUUGAGGAACAGAAUGAGAUAAAAGUAAUGAGAUCCGACUUCAAAGUUGAGGAACAGACUGAGACAAAAGUAACAAGCCUUGACGUUGAAGUUGAGGAACAGAAUGAUAUAAAAGGAAUGAAGUCUGACUUCGAGGUUAAGGAACAGAAUGAGACAAAAGUAACAAGCCCUGACUUUGAGGUUGAGGAACAGAAUGAGAUCAUAGCAAUGAGCUCUGGCUUCAAAGUUGAGGAACAGAAUGAGAUAAAAGUAACAAGCCCUGACUUCGAGGUUGAUGAUCAGAAUGAGACAAAAGUAACAAGUCCUGACUUUGAGGUUGAGGAACAGAAUGAGAUCAUAGCAAUGAGCUCUGGCUUCAAAGUUGAGGAACAGAAUGAGAUAAAAGUAACAACCCCUGACUUUGAGGUUGAGGAACAUAAUGAGACAAAAGAAGUUACAAUCCCUGACUAUGAGGUUGAGGAACAGAAUGAUAUCAAAUUAAUGAGCUCUGACUUCGAGGUUGAGGAACAGAAUGAGACAAAAGUAACGAGCGCUGACUUUGAAGUUGAGGAACAGAAUGAGAUAAAAGAAGUAACAAGCCUUGACUAUGAGGUUGAGGAACAGAAUGAGAUCAAAGUAAUGAGCUCUGACUUCAAAGUUGAGGAACAGAAUGAGAUAAAAGUAACAAGCCCUGACUUGGAGGUUGAUGAACAGAAUGAGACAAAAAUAAAAAGCCCCGACUUUGAGGUUGAUGAACAGAAUGAGACAAAAAUAAAAAGCCCUGACUUUGAGGUUGAGGAACAGAAUGAGAUAGAUGUAACAAGCCCUGACUUUGAGGUUGAUGAACAGAAUGAGACAAAAGUAAAAAGCCCUGACUUUGAGGUUGAGGAACAAAAUGAGAUAGAAGUAACAAGCCCUGACUUUGAGGUUGAGGAACAGAAUGAGAUGAAAAUAAUGAGGCCUGAUGUUGAGGCUGAGAAAUGGGGUGAAGUAGAGAUUGAAAAUGAAAUAAAGGAUACGAUUGUAACUAAAGAAAACGAAGAACCAGUGAUUAUGAAAGAUGUUGAUGGAGGCCUUCAAACUGUAGAUUCUCAAAAAAACCUUGAUCAUGUGGGGAGUACAAUAGACGUCAUAGAAGAAACUGUAGCACAUAUUGAGGAAUAUAGGGGAGAAGAAGAAAACCAAGAGGAUGAUGAGGACUCCCAAAACAUAUCUGUUUCAUGCACAACUGAUCCUGGAGAUUGUGACAGCUACACACAAGAAAACACAAUAGCAGACACCCGCCCAUUGAUUCGUUAUAAAAGUGACGAUGAAACAGACAUAAAUGUACAACCAGCACACUUUGGGGGUGCUGAGAUGAGUGACAGUGAGGACGAGAAGGAAAGGAUAGAUGGAGGUCGGUGUGGUGAAGGCGUCUCCAAACGCUUUAACACAAUGGAAGAUCUCUCUGAAGAACCAGACAUAGAUGUCAUUGGAGAGAUGAUAACAGAAGAAACUGUUCAGACAGAAGAAGCACUGGAAGAUGAAGAUUUGGUGGUGGAGGGAGAAAGUGUAACAGCUAAUCUCAUGGGAAACCAGAAGGUAGACAGUGAUGAUGAUGAUGUAAGAGAUGAGGAUCAUGGUUUCAAUGUUUGUGAGCAAAAGGAGAUUCCACAACUGAAUGAAGAACCACUAAUUCAUCACACCGAACAGCCCGUCCAUAAGGAUGAUGAAACAGUCAAUUCAAACGAUAGUCAAAAAAAUGACUUACAAUUUGUUAACAAUCAAUCCUCAUUCCCAGAUCCACAAUUUCCUGAAACCUCACAGGAAGUACAACUUCAAGAUUCUAAUGAAGUUUCAUCAGCAUUUUUCCAAAGCACUACAAUCACAAAACAAACCUUUCUAGAAGACGUCCAGAACAUGUCCAUGCACACCAACAUGGAUUUCAUGGAAACUCUCCCUUUGGAGAGCGAGAUAAAUAGUCAGCCAGACUUGCCCAACUUUGACCAGGAUGAGUGUAACAGUUCAGACGAUGAGUCUCCAAAUGCCAGCCAGUCCUUUCAGUAUUCAUCUCUUUCACCAAAGGCUACUGCCAAUGAACAGCCAUUAACCUUGGCAGCCCAACUCACUAAUGAUAAAGUCUCUGAAGCUGAUUUAGUGUCUAACAAUGAACCAGAAGUAUUCAGUAAGGACUUUAUAGAGAAGAGCUCCGAAGACCAUAAAACUUCUCAGAUUCAUGAUUGGGACAAUUCAGACAUUUGCAAAAGCACAGCCACCACAGCAGACAUCACCUUCAGUAUGGAUGAAUGUUCAAGCCAGCAUCCAAUGAAGCAUGAGACUGAGAAUUUAGACAGUCCAAACAGAAUGGCAAGUGUAGCUGAAAACAUCUUUGGGGUUUUUGAGAAAAAUACAACGGAGAGUUUUUCCACACAAGAAUCAAAUGUGAUUGCCAUCUUCCAAAGAGACAUUCCAGAAGAGGAAUUCCCAUCAAAGGAAAAGGAGAGUGAAAUUCACAGUUUCUUUAGCACUAAUUUAAAGGAAGAUUUCUGGAAUGAAGGAAAAAUGGAGAUGGGAGCUACGAAUGACCCGGUGAAAACUGAAACCUUCACACAUGAAUCUAUUCACUUAAACCAGGGCAUGGUCUUCGGAGAGGAAUGGAGAGAUCUGGGAGUCAUGCCAACAGCUAAUGGAAACUCUAAAGAAGAAAUGAAGAUCUUCAAAGUUCAGACACAAGAUGAGAAGCUGAGGCAUAAGGCUGAAGAAUCAAGGCAAGCAGAGAUGAUCCAAUCUGAUGAGUCUGUGGAUGGUGGAGAUUCUUGGUCAUCUGGUGAUGAGUAACUGUCCUGCCUAAAACGAAAAACUAAUUUUAGUUCUGUCCAAUAACAGUUUCUAUUUAUGACUAAACCAAAAACCUUAAAAAAAGUAGUAAUGUUAAAUAAUAAAAAUAUGUAUAAUAUUAAAAGGUGAAAUGAAACAUUUUUACUUACAGAAAUGAAACUAGACAUGAGAAAAAGUCCAAUGUGUGUGAUGUGUCAUGUUUUUACUCAUCAAUUUAACAGUCAGCUGUCAUACGGAUAAGGAGAUUUUGUUUUAGCUGUCAACUGUAUGAAGUGUCAUUUCAUGUUUGUUGUUUAUUUAUGCCAUAAUCAGACCAGCUUCCUGUUGAUCUCUUUAUGUGUCAAUUUUCAAAAAUAAAAGAACAAAAAAUCA